UCCCUCUGUGUAUUAAAGAAAAAGUAAACAGAGAUGACUUCCUUUAUUCCAAAAGUCAAAAUCAUAAGAGUGACGUCACGACAAUGAGGUCAUUCGAUGAUCGACAAAGAUCUCCACCGUCAAUAUAUUAUUUCGUUUUGACGAGAUCGACCGUUCAUAUCCUCUCACCGACGCCUCUAUAAAGAGAGUUUCUUCCCCGAAAUAUACAGAAGCAACCUAAUCUUGUUCUGAGCCUAAACGACGCCGUUCAACGUUUUCUUGUUUGGCUUAAAGAAACAAAAAAAAUGAGUUCAUCUACGGUGAUGAGAGAUGAACGGCGAGAAGAAGAAGAUAACGGAAAAGAUGAAGCUGUGAUCCGGACGGUGACGGAGGAAGAGGUUGAUGAGUUUUUCAAGAUAUUACGGAGAGUACACGUGGCGGCAAGAACGGCUGCGAAAGCUAACGUCGACGGUGGUGAUUUGUCAAAGAAGAGGAAACGGAGUCAGAGUCUUGGGCUGAGAAACUCGAGGCUGGAGGAUAACAGUAACGGCGUUGUUCGUGACGGAGGAGAGUUAGAUGGGAUUAAACGGGUCGGGUCACAGGGUUUGGAUUUGGAUCUUAACUCUAAACCGGAACCAGACGGCGUUAGUUUGUCGUUGUAGUAGUCGUCCUUCCUUCCUUCCUCAAAGUUUUUUUUUUUUUUUUACU
Molecule: messenger RNA, 687 nt
Organism: Capsella rubella
Lineage: Eukaryota; Viridiplantae; Streptophyta; Magnoliopsida; Brassicales; Brassicaceae
Product: protein NIM1-INTERACTING 2
Exons: 1
Coding region: 285-641 (118 amino acids)
Biological process (GO): regulation of systemic acquired resistance
Source: RefSeq, a predicted model, not a curated record